AUGUGGGAUCUUCAUACUACGAGGGAAACCAGCGCCCGAACAGGCGCAGAAGCAGACGCUCAACUGUCCAAAGCGUGCGAGGAUCCGGGGCAGAAUUCCACGACGAGCAGAGGCUGGCACGGGGGCGGGGCUGCGGGUUAUUAUGCCUCAGCAGGGGGAGGGCCCCCCGUAGGUUCGCAGUUAUGUGUUGCUUCUGCGUGUUUCUUUCACGUGAAGGAGGGGGGUUGGAGGAUUUCGGUGCCCCGUGCGUGUCAGCUCAGGGCUCGGCGGCGUUCGCAGUGGACUCCCAGUGGUUCCAGUGGUUCCAGUGGUUCCAAUGGUUCCCAUUUGGUUCCAGUGGGCUUCAGCUGCAGAACCCCCAGAGCAGUAGCGCAGCCAUCCAGCGUCCAUCCCAACAGAGUAUCCAUGCCAGAACCAGCUAGGGCUCAUAAAGGGCAAUUUGCGGUUUGCAGCGAGACACGCAUGAAGGCGAACAAUGGGAUUUCCAGGACCAUGGCACGGCAAAGCCAGGCUCGUAAAAGACGACAAGACGCACCAGCGGCCAGAACCACCCAGCGGUCCAUCGGCACACUGGUACCUACGCAGGCUGGGUCCCCGUCCGAGACAAAAAGAACGCGAGAGGGGGACACAGAGAAAGUUGCGGUGCCGAGACGAAUUACGAGACAUUUGGCGAGAUACGCCAUGCCAGGCAAGGACGCCAGGCCAGACAAGGACAGGACUAAAGAACCUGACCGCACGUCGAGUUGUCGUUGCGGUGGCCAGGCCGUCUUGGUACCAAAUCCAGACCGACCCUAA
Molecule: messenger RNA, 795 nt
Organism: Ilyonectria robusta
Lineage: Eukaryota; Fungi; Ascomycota; Sordariomycetes; Hypocreales; Nectriaceae
Exons: 4
Coding region: 1-795 (264 amino acids)
Source: RefSeq, a predicted model, not a curated record